Molecule: messenger RNA, 1308 nt
Organism: Seminavis robusta
Lineage: Eukaryota; Bacillariophyta; Bacillariophyceae; Naviculales; Naviculaceae
Source: the annotation of a GenBank genome assembly
AUGGUCAAACUGUUGGAGCACAUUGCCAACCGGAACUCCAACAAUGAAGAGUCGCUCCAAGGCCUGCGGAAACGAAGAGUCAUUGCAUAUCUCUCUCUAGUGAUGGUCGCAUCCUUUGUCUUGUUGGGGCAGUACUGGGAGACUCCUCUAUUGACAGUCAAUACGAUAAAGAGUAAUGGUAGUAGCAACCAUACGCACCACAAUGCCACUCAUCACAACAGUAGCAACCACAAUGCCACUCGCAAAAGUAACAUCAAAGCAGCAACAAUCACACCAGCACCAACAUUUCCAAAGACAAAGAAUGAAACCAUUCCUCCUCCACUUCCUGUAGAUCCUCCUCCACUACCUCGAAUUGCAUACAUUGCCAUGGGCCACUUGAACUCGACCGAUCGGUGGGAUGGAUGUCUUCAUCCCGCUACAGACUAUUUUGUGCCAUCGCCAGAUCCCUACUAUAUUGUCAUGAACGAACAAUGGCGUGCCAAGUACGAACAACUCGUGGAAACCAACAGCACGUUUCAAAACUAUUCCAGUCGCAUUCAACCCAUCUACACCGAUUGCAUGCCGGAAGCCAAAGGAUGGCCGUCGUGUUGCAAACAAGAUCAAGGAUUGGCACAUUUUUACAAGCACUACUAUUCUGAUGCUACCAAUCAAAACAAAAAGUAUGAUUGGAUCUGCUUUCAAGAUGACGAUGAAUACAUUCGCCAUCGCGCCAUGCAAGAAUUCUUGCGCUAUCUUCCCAUCACCGAUGAACCAAUCGUGAUUGCCUCCGAUCCUCCCGAAGGACAUCCCUUGGGGCAAAGUGGAUAUAUUCCCAAACGAUCGCCGUACAAAUGCCCCCGCGACAGUGACAAUUGGAAAUAUCCAUGGGGACAACCCGUCUUUUAUAAUCAAGCGGCGUUUGAAUUGCUCCUGCCCGCCUGGAAGGCAGGCGCCAUGACGAAACAAUGCAAGGAAUUUGACUUGUAUGCACACGAUACCGGCAAUGCCUUGCUUCAUUGGAUGUUUGGAAUACCGGCGCUGUGGAUGCGAAAUCCCGCCAGUGUCAAAUCCGGAAUGCGCAAUGACUUUUUGGGAAUGCAUUCCGUAUCCCGAUUUGGACCACAAUCCUCCAUGAAAGCCGUGCACGAAAAAUACAGGGACAAAAUGCCGUAUCCCUACAACAAUGACCUGAGACCACAGUACAUGUGGUCCUCCAAUGCGACCGGUUUCAACCAAACCAAAACGUAUCAAUUAUAUGGUCAUCCAUCCACAUGGGGGGAGAAUUGGCAUAUCUUUCCCACGUCCGAUUGUCAACAGAGUUUUGAGUAG